AUGCGCUGCUGCUCACUGUCUAUCAAGGUGCUGGCCUUCGCGACGGCGGCCCUCAAUGGCGCGUGUGCGAUGGAUCUCGCGAAACUGCGCCAAUACAGCGAGAUGGCCGAAUCUGGUCUCUACCCAGAUGGCACGCCCAUGCACUCCGAAGAAGUCAUGGCGUCCCUCUUUUCGGCUCCUUCCACCUCCGCCGAGCCUGAGAACGUUGUCGCCGAGUACGUCGAGCUGCCGCUUAACCACUUCGGAAAGAAGGGCUCCUCGGACGGGACCUUUUACAACCGCUUCUGGGUCAGCACCGAUGCCUACAAGCCCGGUGCGCCAGUGUUUCUGUACGACGUGGGCGAGGCAGAUGGUGAGGCUUACGUGGAUUCAAGGUUGAGGAGGAACGUUACUACGACGAAUAUGUUCAGAGGGUUGGUGGAUAAGUACCAGGGGAUUGGAAUUGUGUGGGAGCAUCGAUACUAUGGUAACUCAACGCCUGGGAAUAUUCCAAUCAGCGUGGACACCAAGCCCGAGGUUUUUAAGUGGCUCAAUACUGAGCAGUCGCUCAAGGAUGUCGUCGUCUUCGCGGAGAAGUUCUCCCGUCCGAACAUCAAUUACACGCUCACGCCCGCCAAAACCCCUUGGGUCAUGAUCGGUGGAUCGUACCCUGCUAUGCGCACCGCCUUCAUGCGUGACCAGUACCCAGAGACCAUCUUUGCAGGUUUCGCUUCCAGCGCCCCGACGGAGGCAAAGGUGGAUAUGAGCGUGUACUUCGAGCCCGUUGCACGCGGCAUGGAGAGGUAUGGUGCCGGAAACUGCUCAAAGGAUGUCCAUGCUGCUAUCGGUUACAUUGAUAAGGAGCUUGGUAAGGGUGGUAAGACUGCCGCGGCCCUCAAGCAGCAGUUCCUCGGAGCUGGAGCGGAGAAGAACAGCCACGCCACCUUCGCCGACGCAUUGUCCACCAUCUUUUGGUACUGGCAGUCGUACGGAAUGGAUGGAUCACCCUGGAGUCUGGGAGAGUUCUGCAACUAUCUCGAAACUGACCCAGUCACCACCAAGGCUGCCGGAAAGGACGGUUGGGCAAAGACCAAGGGCGCGAAGUUCGUUGUUGACCGAUGGGCGAGCUGGCCAAAGUUUGCCGGCGUUGUCAGCGACUCCCUGAGCACGACCUGCUCAGGUAACAAGAACGUGACGGCCGACUGCAAUCUCAACCUGCCCUUCUUGGACCCGAGCAGUGUGAGCUGGACCUGGCAGUACUGCACGCAAUGGGGAUACUUCCAAUCCGCGAACCUUGGCCCCAACCAGCUCGUCUCAAAGUACAACUCCCUCCAGCACCAGCACGACAUCUGCCACCGCCAAUUCCCCACCGCCAAAGCACCCCUCUUCCCAGAAUGGCCCCAAACCGACCGUACAAACGCCAUCUUCGGUGGCUGGGACAUCCGUCCUUCACAGCUGUACUGGUCUGGCGGCGAAUUCGACCCCUGGCGGACACUCUCCCCUCUAUCCGCUGAGCCGUGGGCGCCGCACCCGCGUGCGUUUACCAACCCUCCGCAGUGCGGCGCAGAACAGGACGAAGAUGAGAUUUUCGGCUUUGUGCUUGCGAAUGCGCAGCAUUGCUAUGACUUCAGGACUACGGUGCCGUUGGGCGAGACGAGUAGGAAUUAUUUCUACACGGCACUGGAUAAGUGGUUGAAGUGCUUUAAGCCGAAGAAGGGGGGGGCUACGGACCUGCGCAACAUCAUCCCUCUUCUGGCGAAGCCAUAUCUUACCAAGGUGAAGGCUGUCCCACUCGGCGAACGUUGCUAUGUCUGCUUGCACGACUUCGGCACCCACGAUGAUCCGGACGACGACGAGCCGCCAUGCGAACCGAUACAACUGCAUCCAUGUGGACACCUUAUUGGCGACAAAUGCUAUGAGAAGCUGCCCACGUACCACCGAGAUAAGUGCCAGCUUUGCACGCGCCCCAUAACGUACACUACGCCCGUCCCCAGGAUCCUGUCUUUCCUCUGCAAGAUGGACAACUUCGGGCUCUUUCCGGCCGGUUUCAUUCCUGUUGCUGAUCGAUUCCUACUUCUCUUCUUCCGCUCGAUCUCUGUCGUUGACCAUCCCGCCACGCUCGCUGAGGUGCAAGCCGUGCUCUUCAGUAGCAGUCCCUUCACCAAGCUACAUGCUGUGUACCUUUGGAUUACCCAUCUUACCGCUGUCUUGUUCUAA
Molecule: messenger RNA, 2196 nt
Organism: Didymosphaeria variabile
Lineage: Eukaryota; Fungi; Ascomycota; Dothideomycetes; Pleosporales; Didymosphaeriaceae
Exons: 5
Coding region: 1-2196 (731 amino acids)
Biological process (GO): proteolysis
Molecular function (GO): dipeptidyl-peptidase activity; serine-type exopeptidase activity
Source: RefSeq, a predicted model, not a curated record